This is a messenger RNA of Trichomonas vaginalis G3, 1179 nucleotides long. RefSeq names its product AAA domain-containing protein. The transcript has a single exon. Lineage: Eukaryota; Parabasalia; Trichomonadida; Trichomonadidae. The record is from RefSeq and is a predicted model, not a curated record. The coding region runs from base 1 to 1179 and encodes 392 amino acids.
AUGUUUCAAGAUUCCACUUUUUCUGCACUUCUUGAGAAGUAUUCUGAGUAUUUAACAGAUGCAUCCAACAAAGAUGACCUUCUUGCACUUGGUCGCAGAAUUUUUUCUGCAGAAUCUACAGAAUCACAGCAACGUCCAUCAAUAAAUUUACUUAAAGAAAAGGAAGCCGAACUUCAAAAGCAACAAAUACCUAAAAAUGAGCAAAAAGUAAGAAGUUCGCCAUCAAGACAAGGCCAUUUUAUACCUCCACCCGUUCAAAAUUUAUCACAAGAUCAAAUUAACGAAGAAAUUAAAAACCUCAAAGCUAAAAAUGAGCAACUCAGAGAACGAAAGAAAGAAUUACAGACGCAAUAUCAAGAAAUGCAAAAAGAAUAUAAUCAAUUAAUUAUUGAUAGCGUAUCAACAAAAGAUCGGCUCCAAAAAGAGCUUGCAGAUCUUAGAGAUGAACUUGCUCGUACACUUGUUCCUACAAGACCUAAUAUUCUACGUUCAAAUACUCCUUCAAUUUUACCAGUUAUGGAAGAACUUUCGAAACUGAAUAAGCAAAUCCUUGAUAAGAUCGAAAGUUUCAGACAAGCAACUCGUGAUGCUCUUUCUCAUUGCGAAAGAACAGCUCUUGAUCGAUAUAAACCUUACAUGGAGAAAUUAUUACAUGAUAUAUAUGAAAAUGCAGAGCAAUUACCAAUAGACCAACUUCUCAAAAGGUUUAAUGACUCUGCAGACAAAGUAGAGUCUGAAAUUGCCCAACUCCAAGCAGAAUUAACAUCAGAACACUCCAGAAACGAAAAUCUUCAAAUGGAAUCAAGGCAACUUGAAGAAAGGCUUACUGCACAGCAAGAAGAGGUCUCAAGAAUGAAGAAACAACAGUCCCAACUCGUUAGAGAUAUUGCGAAAUUAAAUCAGAUCUCAGCUCGUACGAUGAACUCACUGAAAGAGUCAUAUGAACUUCUCUGGAACACCGAUGAUGUCGGAGAAGGCCAAGCAUCGUCUGCAAGAGCUGUUGUCAUCACUCCAAAAGUUAAACCGAAGGCAGCUCCUGUUCCAUUGAAGAAGAUUGCUUCAAGGAAGAACGCGGCCCAGACAAAUGAAAUGAAAAGGCCAGAUGUGAAGUCUGUUGAAGCAUUUAUCGAAAAUGAGAAAAAUGAUUUGCUGCAUCAGAUACAGCAAGAUCAAUAUUAA